GCUCAGCGCCUAAGCGACAAUUCUGCUAAGCUUUGGCUAUCGGCUGAAACCAGCGCCUGCUCCGUUCUGGUGUUCGGGCCGGACAAGGACGGCCAGGUCCAAGCCGUCUUCGGCGAUGCAGGGUCCGGGGGCCGCGGCCUAGUGGUUCGCUGCGAUGGCGGCAUAGCUGGGCGCCUGG
This is a messenger RNA of Symbiodinium pilosum, 178 nucleotides long. The record is from the annotation of a GenBank genome assembly. NCBI's taxonomy places the organism in Eukaryota, Dinophyceae, Suessiales, Symbiodiniaceae.